Messenger RNA from Danio rerio (zebrafish), 1315 nucleotides. RefSeq names its product POC1 centriolar protein A (gene poc1a). NCBI's taxonomy places the organism in Eukaryota, Metazoa, Chordata, Actinopteri, Cypriniformes, Danionidae. Gene Ontology annotation, biological process: cilium assembly; microtubule-based process; multicellular organismal-level homeostasis. The record is from RefSeq and is marked provisional.
ACGUCUGCGCACGCGCCAAACACGGCGGGUAAAUUGAACGCUGUUGCUAACCAACCGCCAGCCCGCGGUGAGCGAUUAUCUCCGGGUUAACAGCCCUGAAGCCGGCUUUAUCCUCUUUAUUUGUGCACAUCUUCGUCCGCGUGUCUCCCGUGGGUUACUGGAGAAUCUCACCGUCUGGAGGACCGCAGCUCUCACAGCAGAGCGGAUGUAAACAAACAGAAGAUCCGGUUUCAUUCAUUCACCAACGCUGCAGUUCUUCAUCAUCAGAGAAUAACAUGAGCUCUGCGCUGGAUGAUCCGACACUCGAGCGCAACUUUAAGGGCCACAGAGAUGCGAUCACCAGCCUGGACUUCAGCCCCAGCGGCAAACAGAUCGCCUCGGGCUCGGUGGAUGCCUGUGUGAUGGUCUGGAACAUGAAGCCUCAGUCGAGGGCCUACAGGUUUACUGGACACAAGGAUGCGGUGACGUGUGUGCAGUUUUCUCCGUCUGCUCAUAAGGGAGAGUCGGUGUUGUUCAGAGCACACACAGGAUCGGUGCGCAGUGUGUGUUUCUCCGCUGACGGUCAGUCGCUCCUCACAGCAUCUGAUGAUCAGAGCAUCAAACUGUGGAGCGUCCAUCGCCAGAAGAUCAUCUGCACACUCAGAGAACACAACAACUGGGUGCGCUGCGCUAGGUUUUCUCCAGACGGUCAGCUGAUGGUGUCGGUCAGUGAUGACAGAACAGUGAAGCUGUGGGACGCCAGCAGCAGACAGCUCAUACACACAUUCUGUGAGCCCGGCGGCUGUGUGGUGCACACUCUCUCCUUAGGCCACCAGUGUGCGUCUGGAGCUGCCGGUGAUCCCGAGAGUCGUUCGGGACAGAAAACAGAGGUUUCGCCGCUGCUGGGAGUGUCUGCGGAGAGAUCUGUGCGUGAACCGACCCCUCAGCAGCAGACGGAUGCGGACGGUGUUCCUGCGGCUCUGACCAGCACACUGCAGCACAUCAUCGGCCAGCUGGACGUGCUCACACAGACGGUGGCCAUUCUGGAGCAGCGACUGACUCUGACGGAGGACAAGCUGAAGGAGUGUUUGGAGCAACAGCAUCAGGCCCUGACUGAACACUGAUGGACAAAUCCUCCAUCUGCAGCCGGCGGUGUGUGUGUGUCCUGCUGAAUCACUGGCUUUACUCACUGUGGUAUAAACUGACUCUUCACUAUAACGGUGCAGUUCACUAUUCUUUACUGUCUUGCUGUGAAACUUUUAUAAUGUACACUGUGAGUAUUCUUCACAUAAAUGUGGUUAAAUCCACCCAGAAAUUAAAAUUCUGUCAUUAAUUA